This is a messenger RNA of Argiope bruennichi, 5275 nucleotides long. Its product is annotated as dual specificity tyrosine-phosphorylation-regulated kinase 1B-like. The transcript has 9 exons. Gene Ontology annotation, molecular function: ATP binding; transcription coactivator activity; protein serine/threonine/tyrosine kinase activity. The coding region runs from base 617 to 3097 and encodes 826 amino acids. Gene Ontology annotation, biological process: peptidyl-threonine phosphorylation; positive regulation of DNA-templated transcription; protein autophosphorylation. NCBI's taxonomy places the organism in Eukaryota, Metazoa, Arthropoda, Arachnida, Araneae, Araneidae. Gene Ontology annotation, cellular component: nucleus. The record is from RefSeq and is a predicted model, not a curated record.
AAUCGUGGCGUGCUUUCCACGACGUAACACACAAGCUCCACCCUCGCUGAUAUUCCCCUCUUGUGUUGGCUGCUCCGCUGUGCGAGAAAUUUUCCCAUCGAUUUGUGAUUUUGUGUUUCUUAGUUUUACGUGUAAAAAACCUUAUUGCGCUUUUUUCUUCUUCUCUUUCCUGUUUUUGUCGACAAUUAGGCAGAAUCUAGUUUUCUAGCUGUUAACAGAGAAAUAAAAUUUCAUUCGAAAAUACCGGCAAAAAUCAUGAACAUAGACGUGAAUGUGUGUUUGUGUUGAGUGUUUCCUGUGCAUGUGGGCUCCGAGCGUCCAUGUUGCGGAAUGGCGGAAAGCUCUGCCGCCGCCAGCUGGCCGAAUACGAUCUUGAGUGAGCCGGAUUAAAUACCGACGUCGAAUGCUUUCGUUAUUUUCUUUCUGCAAUGGAUAUGCGACAUGAAUUUAUUUGAACCCGUGUUGAUCUUAUGUGUCCAGUGGUGCUAUGGUGUGAUGGGUCUGAGAGAGAGCAAACUGUAAACAAUAAGAAUUCUUGUGUGUGGGUGAUUCCGAUUGAAAUUCUUUUCUGCUGCCCACACUACUACAGUAAUAUUCUGCAUGAUCUUGCUUUUCCAUGGUGCUUGUCAGUGCUGAGGGUUCUGAACGGAGGCCCCCAAUGGAAGCCCCGGACAACCCUGUUCUGUUACCUAAACAAACGACUUGGACUAAAGGCGAUGAUCAUAUGGUUUUUCUUGACAACAUCAGAAUCAAAAUUUUAGGUGAUCAGACAAAGCAGUCAACAUCUAUGUAUGGUCAGCUCGUGACACCUGAUCAACUUGCUGAAAUAACUUCUAGAGCUCAAAGUUCCCAAAAUGACUUAGCUACACUCCAUUCACUGACACCUUAUAAAUGUCGUGAUCCUAGCCUUGCUCCAUUAAGAAAGCUCAGUGUAGACCUUAUAAAAACUUAUAAGCACAUAAAUGAAGUUUACUAUGCAAAAAAGAAACGAAGAGCACAACAGACUCAAGGUGAAGAUACAAGUCACAAGAAAGAGAAGAAAUUGUAUAAUGAUGGUUAUGAUGAUGAUAAUCAUGAUUAUAUAAUACGAACUGGUGAAAAGUUUCUUGAUCGAUAUGAAAUUGAUUCUCUUAUUGGAAAAGGAUCUUUUGGACAAGUUGUGAAAGCCUAUGACCAUGAAGAGCAGUGCCAUGUUGCCAUUAAAAUAAUCAAAAAUAAAAAGCCUUUUCUUAAUCAAGCUCAGAUUGAAGUGAAAUUACUUGAAAUGAUGAAUAAUCAUGAAAGUGAUAACAGUUUUGAAUUGCUGGGUCAAGAUAAAAUAGUGAAAUUGAAAGGACAUUUCAUGUGGAGAAAUCAUUUGUGCCUGGUGUUUGAAUUGCUGUCUUACAAUUUGUAUGAUCUUCUCAGAAACACUAACUUCCGUGGAGUGUCCUUAAACUUGACUCGAAAAUUUGCUCAGCAGAUGUGUACAGCUCUCAUGUUUUUGUCUAGUUCUGAUCUGAACAUUAUUCACUGUGACUUAAAACCUGAAAAUAUACUUCUUUGUAAUCCUAAAAGAAGUGCAAUUAAAAUUGUGGAUUUUGGUAGCUCCUGCCAACUUGGUCAAAGAAUAUACCAAUAUAUCCAAAGCAGGUUUUAUCGAUCUCCAGAGGUCCUUUUAGGUAUUGCCUAUGACAUGUCAAUAGACAUGUGGAGUUUAGGAUGUAUACUUGUGGAAAUGCAUACUGGGGAACCUUUAUUCAGUGGUGGAAAUGAAGUGGAUCAAAUGAAUAAAAUAGUGGAAGUAAUAGGAAUGCCACCAAAAUACAUUUUAGAUAUUGCCCACAAGACUCGAAAGUAUUUUGAUCGUCUACCAGAUGGUACAUAUGUCCUUAAGAAAACUAAAGAUAGAAAGAAGUAUAAAUCGCCAGGAACGAGGAAACUCCAUGACAUACUUGGUGUUGAAACUGGAGGUCCAGGAGGAAGAAGAUUAGGUGAAACUGGACAUUCUGUGUCUGACUACCUCAAAUUCAAAGACUUACUUCUCCGAAUGCUUGAUUAUGACCCUAAAACCAGAAUCACUCCUUAUCAUGCCUUACAGCACAGCUUUUUUAAACGGACAAGUGAUGAAAGCACUAAUACUACCCAUAGUGCAAGCACAAGUCCAGCAAUGGAACAGGGCACUAUUUCUAAUACAGGACAAUGUGCAGCAGGUACUGGGUCAAGUUCUGGCAGCUCUUCAUCAUCAGCACCUCCUCAAACAGGGCGUGCAAGAUCUGAUCCAACCCAUCAACAUUCUUAUGGUCAGCUGCAACAUAGUUAUACACAAACUGGUUCUUAUAGUAUGCAAUUUGGUGCUCAUAUAUCAGUUACGACAGCAGCUCUGUCUGCAAUGGAGUGCGAGAGCCCAAUAACAAGCAUUAGCGGUGCUGGUAUAUUUCGUUCCUCACAAAAAAUUCAUGCAUGGAGUUCUUUGGGAGUUGCAAGUGCUCCAGUGACAGUUACUCCUAAUGUUGCUAAUGCUACAGGAACAGUUACUGUAGGGCAACACACCCAUUCUAGUGCUCCUACUAGUCGCGCAGGAUAUUCUCAUCUUCAUAGCCACAACCAUUCCUAUCGAAGGCACCUUCAUCCUCCACCAACACAGUCAAAUGCUCCUAAUCAUGCAAAUGUUCCCUCAUCACAUGUUGUUGGAGCAGUUGGUUUUGAUCCCCUCCAGUCUUUCCAGCCACCAUCAACUUUUAGUGUUGUAUCCAGUAAUCGAAGCCAAGCAUGUUCUUCCUCAUCAGCUGUGUCUUCCCAACUAAUGCCAAUGGACAUGAAUUCAAGCAAUAACCUUUUCAGAGCAAUAGAUUGUACACAGACUUCCCUUAGUAUGCAACUUGGGAGUUACCAGCCAGUACUUUAUACAGGAACAGUAUAUAGUGGGCAAACAACAGUUCCUUCAUAUCUUGGCACAAAUCUUUCUCAAAUGGGAUUACAUCCGUCAGCAACACCCACCUCUCAGCCUUCCACUGUAAUAUUGCCUGAUAUAGUAUCACAAAAGCAAUCAUCAGACAGAGAUGAAUCGCCAAUGGUUGGUGUGUGUGUUGAACAGAGUCCUGUUGCUAGCCAUUGACGAAAAUAUGUUAUAACAUAAUAUAUUAUGUGAAAAUUUCUACUCUUCUGCCAUUUUCUGAAAUUUUUUUGGAUGCAUAAUUAUGUGCAUCUUAAAAAUUGUCUAUUUAUUAAAGUCUUGUAUAAAAAGGGCUAUUUGAAUUUUAGAUUUGCCUUUAAGAAAUAAUCCUGAAAAUGGCAGUUGACAAAUAGUUUUUCUGAAAUUUGAAAGAAAAAUGAUUGGCUGUAGAGUAGAAGUCAUGGGUCAUUUUGUAUAUAAUGUAUCGCAAUAUAAGUAUUUAUUGCUUCAUCAGUGGGAACAUCUAUGCAAUUUCAUAUUUCCAUAAUAAUGUAUGUUAUAGACCUAUCAUGAUGUAGAGACAUAGUAUGUGUUCGACAAUAAUUUUCCUCAGUCUAAUUUAGAUACAAAUGAGUGAGAUAUUACUCUUGUAUCAUUCUGGUGCAUUUGUGUAUAUAAAUAUAAAUAAAUGAAAAUAAAUAUAUAUACAUAAUACAUACAUACACAUUAUUUAUAUGUAUGCAUAUUCGCAGUCAGCAAUCAUUCACUUCCGCUUGAACCUCUACUCUUUCAUGAUACCUCCCUGAUGAUUCAAAACUAUUUUUAUUCUAUCAUGGGAAGUCAGGGUUUGAUCACAGUGACAUUAAAUCGAGACAUUAUUUAUCUGCAAAAAUGAAAUCAUUGCAUCAUUUCAUCUUGUCCAAUAUUUGAAAUUUCAGGGAGGUAGCUCUGGUGUGUAUAUAUAUAUAUAUAUAAUAUAAUAUAUAUGUAUAUAUAUUGACCCUCAUCUGAUGAUUUUUCUUUUUAAGUGGAAGCAUACUAGUUUAUAUUAAGGUCACUAUAAUGCCCUUAGGCUUUUAUUUUUUUUUAUUUAGGUAAAGUAACUUUAUUUACUGCACUUGGUUUAACUAUAUAUAUCAACAAUUAACUUGUUUUUAGCCCGAAGUAUUUUUAAGUGCAUUAUUGAAAUCAUAUUCCAUCUGUCAGCAACUCCUUGUAUAUGUAUUUACUAUCUGUUGUAAGUUGAAUAAAACACAAUCCUUUAAACCUAAGUGUCUUACUUUAAUCCUUUUCUUUUUCAUGAUUUUUCACGUUAUCACUGUAAUUAAACACAAGUUGUGUAAAUAAAGUCUUCCCUGAGCAACAGUUUUAAUAAUCUUCAAAACAAUUUUAAAGCCUUAUGUAAGGAAAUUUUUUAUUUAUUAGAAUAUUUUUCUGAUUUUAAUGUAGUUUAUUUUAAAUAAUGCUAUCAAAUUUUUUAAUGUGUACUCUGUAUAAUCUGUUUUAUCUUAAUUGAUGAGCAUCCUUUUUUAUUCAUUAUUAAGGAUCAUAAAUAUAUUGUUUAAUCGUUUUAAAAUUGUUCUUAUAUUUUAAACUUAAACCUGUAAUGACAUUUCUUAAAUUAAUCGUAUAAUUAUAAAAUUUUUUUAUUGCUUUUAAGUGUAAAAUGAAAUGAAAUGAAUAUUAUCUAAUUUUUGAAGUUGCCAUAAGUAUUUUUACAAUUCUUUGCAGCAUAAAAAUCUAGGCAACAGUAAUUGGAUGGUGAAAACAUUAUAUCACAUUUUCCUGUUCGCUGUUGUAUUUGUUUUACUCGGGUAGUUCAGAUUUCCUAGUCAGUACCUGAGUUAUUUAAAUAUUUGAAAGUCCAUAUUCUUUUAAAAUUUUGUAAAUGUUAUCCAUUUUUGUAAGCAUAUUUGUAAUAUGCAGCUUGUUUUAAAUGGUACAUUGUCUUUUUAUAUGACAUUGCUAGACACUUAACUUCAUAUAUGUUUUGACCAGAGACUGUUUCAUAUUUGAAGAUUUGUUUAGCGUAUAAAUUAUGAAAAUUUUCUGAUUUUCAUAGCUAAGAUGUUAAGUUUGUCAAAAAGUUAAUCUCAAAAAUCUAUAAUUAAUAACACGCUAAAUAAAUUAUCAUUGAUGUUUGACUUGGAAAUUUAAUUCAAAAUCUGAAUUGUUGCUACGGCUGGAGCUCUUUUCCAAAAUAAUCCUAGCUUGAAAUGCACUUUUAUUUUUUCAACAGUACUGUUCUAUAUUGUUUUUCUAUAUUUUUAACCAUAUAUGAUAUUAAUUGCUUCCAAAUCAAGGAUGCCUUUACUGUUUGCAGUUAGACUAAUUUUGAGGGAAAAAUAGUGUUGCCAAACAUUUGUGGAAGGAUAAUAAAAUGUUUUAGCAUUUGUCAUA